Messenger RNA from Scaptodrosophila lebanonensis, 480 nucleotides. RefSeq names its product DNA translocase FtsK. Lineage: Eukaryota; Metazoa; Arthropoda; Insecta; Diptera; Drosophilidae. The transcript has 2 exons. Bases 1 to 480 code for a protein of 159 amino acids. The record is from RefSeq and is a predicted model, not a curated record.
AUGAGGCAGAGGCAGAGGCGACAUGGUAGCCAAAAGAGCAGCGCCCUUAGCUCUCUGCUUGGCAUGCGUCAUAGUCAUCAGCAAGUGAAAUUCUACGUGUGCAUCGUAUUGGCGCUCAUUGGUUUUGCGGCUGGCGCACAGUUGCCCGACUCUGCCACACAGGGCCCCAAUCCUCAGGACAUAGCGACACCCGAACCGGAAUACAUUGACAUCGAUGUGCCAGAGCCCGCACCCGCCGCACCUCGUCCCGUGGCACGUGCACCGCUACCACUGGCCCGUCCAGUUGCCCGCCCCGUCGCCCGUCCCGUGCUGGCCCAGCCACAGCCACAGCUCCUGCAGCGCGUGCAGUACCAGCAGCCUCAGUACCAGCAGCCUCAGUACCAGCAGCAACUGCCAGGACACUCGUUCAGCAGCCAGGGUGGCUACCAGUACAGACGCCCAGUCUAUGUAAGGCGCUUCUAUCGUCUGCGUCGCUAUUGA